Messenger RNA from Arachis stenosperma, 995 nucleotides. RefSeq names its product transcription factor TCP11-like. Gene Ontology annotation, molecular function: sequence-specific DNA binding; DNA-binding transcription factor activity. Bases 86 to 691 code for a protein of 201 amino acids. NCBI's taxonomy places the organism in Eukaryota, Viridiplantae, Streptophyta, Magnoliopsida, Fabales, Fabaceae. Gene Ontology annotation, cellular component: nucleus. The record is from RefSeq and is a predicted model, not a curated record. The transcript has a single exon.
CAUCAUCAUCGUCUCACUUUCACUUUUCAAUCCCCUUCUCUCUCUAAAACCCUAAAAAUCUCACCUUUUUCCCCCUUCAAAUAACAUGAGCUCCGAAAUAGUUCUCCAUCAGCAAUUUUCCCAACCAGAACCUCUUCCUAUUUCCUCCACCGUCACCACCACAACCACUACCACCGGCGUCGCCCUCAGGAAAGCCUCCGGCGCCGGCGCAUUAUCCACGACUUCAUCACGCUCCAACAAGGACCGCCACACCAAGGUCAACGGCCGCGGCCGCCGCGUUCGCAUGCCGCCGCUCUGCGCCGCCCGGAUCUUUCAGCUCACACGCGAGCUCGGCCACCGCUCCGACGGCGAAACCAUCGAGUGGCUCCUCCGCCACGCUGAGCCAUCCAUCAUCGCCGCAACCGGCACAGGUACCGUCCCUGCCGCCCCGGUCUCUUCCUCCGCCGCCGCCGUCACAUCCUCAGCUCCCUCUGUUUCGUGCCGUGUCCAGCCGUCUGCAUCCGCCACCCCGACGAUGGUCUGCGCCGGCGGGAGUCAGUGGCCGAGCUGCCGACUCGACCUCUGCCAGCCUCCUCCAGGAAUGGAGUACGCCUCGGUGAACGGUCACCGAUACAUGCCGUUCACGUCGUUGCUGUUGCAGCCGGCCACGGCGGAUGAAUCGCAGCACGAGGAGGCUCUCAGCGAUCAAUGAUAAUAAGAGCUUUUUAAUUUUUAUUAUUAUUUUUUAUUUUUAGCUUCGGAGCGUACGAGAUUAAUAUGUGGAUGUUUUUGUGGGUUUUAGAUUUUAGGGUUUUUUUAAAAUGAUUUUAUUUUAAGGUUAGUUUUUAGUGUUGGGUGGGGAUCAAUGUUAGAGGUGUUUAGCUACUACUACUGCUAGUGUCUUUCUCAUUAUUUUUUUUUAUUGUUUCCUUAUCUUACAUAAAGAAGGGUAAGAUACUAAGAUAGCUAUGUAAAUGAUUUAAAAACCUUAUGAAUAUAAUGAUUAUUUAUCAAUA